Rotaria sp. Silwood1 is the source of this 1803-nucleotide messenger RNA. Lineage: Eukaryota; Metazoa; Rotifera; Eurotatoria; Philodinida; Philodinidae. The record is from the annotation of a GenBank genome assembly.
AUGAACACAACAGAUUUGAAAUAUUUAUCUGAAGCUGCAGCAUCGAUGAAAGACAAAAUUAAUGAAAAAGUUCGACCACAUAAUGAACGUUAUCCUUUUCAAAAGCAGCAUCCACAAACAACAACACAUCUCUUGAUGAAAUACAGUGAGCGCCAUGUACCUAUUCUUUAUGGCCCACAAAUUCCUCAACAAGAUCGUGAUGAUACUCGAGAACGAUACAGUCGAGCUAUUCUCACACUUUUCGUACCUUGGCGCACUGUUAUUGAUCUUUUUAGCGCCAAUCAAACAUGGGAAGAUGCUUUUAAAUCUCGACAAAUUCGUAUUUCUAUUCAUUCAUGGAAGAUCAUAGAAAAUAUUCAACUUUUACAUGAAUGUAAAAAGGAUCGCGAUGAACAUUUACUUCAAGUUAUUACUGAAGCUCAAACACAUAAUGAUACAAUCAAUCCCGUUCUUUUGCCUGAAAACCAACACAUUGAUGGCGAAUAUGAUAUGGACGAUAGUGAAGACUUAUUAGAAUUAAUAGGCAAUAUAGAUGAAUACACAACUGCAGUGAUUAAUGCCACAAAAAGAUCAACAGAAGAUAAAUAUAUUGAAGAAACUAUUGAAGCAGUCGAAAAUGUUGGACGAUUUAGUUAUAUAAAUAUUCAUUGCCAAUCUUCUUUAAAUGAAUUUAUCGAUACUGCGAAUCAACAACUUGUACCGUUCGUUUCUGUAACACCAAAUCUUGUUCGUCUAAACAUAAAAUGUAAUGGUCAACUUAUAAUGUGCAUACCUGGAUGUGGCGGUACAGGCAAAUCACAACUUUUUCGUGCUGUUGAAUAUGUAUUAAUCGAUGAAAUGAGUAUGGUUGGUUUAAAUUUACUAGCAAAACUUAAUCGAAUUAUUUGCUCUGCAAAACAUGUUGAUCCUCAAGUUCCAUUUGGUGGUGUGAAUGUUAUCUUCUUUGGUGACUACUUCCAAUAUCGGCCUGUUUAUAAUGCACCAUUGCACACCGAUUUUUCAUUACCAUCCAAAAAGAAAUCGGGUAAGCUACCCACAGAAAAAGAAAUUCAACAACGUGUUGCACGUUCUUUAAUUCUUCACAUUAAUUGUAUGGUAAAACUUACUCAACAAAUGCGAACAGAAGAUCCACGGUACCUUCAAUUACUCGAACGACUUCGUCAUGGACAAUGUAAUUACGACGAUUAUGAAUUAUUGUUGACACGAGUUGUUGGACAAUCAUCAGUAGAUUCUCUACGCGAUGAACCUUGGAAUAAAGCUCCGAUUCUUGUGUUCCGAAAUGAAGUACGGACACAAUUGAACAACAAGGUAGCAAUUCACAAGGCAGCAGAAACGAGACAAGCACCAAUUAUAUGUGUGGCUCAAGACACUUGCAAAGGCGAACCAAUUGAAGAUCCAAUACUCGUUAAAAAACUGCUAGAAUUAUCCGAUAGCAAAACAGAGCAUCUACCAGGUUUGCUACCUCUAGUUCCUGGAAUGCCUGUUAUUUUAACACAAAUCGUUGCUAUUGAAUUGUGUCUUAUUAACGGAAUGAAUGGUAUCUUUCGACAACUUGUCUACGAAGAAGAUUCUGUGUCAACAGAAGUUCUUUCCGAGACAUUUCCAAGCAACACACAAUACAUUCGUAAACCUUCAUAUGCAUUAGUUGAAAUUGUCAAAUCGAAGUUCGAAUGUAACCUUGAACAACUUCAAUCAAAUCUUAUUCCGAUACAGUUAAUGGAACAAACAUUUCGAAUUGAUAUUGCCGAUGUUCUACCAAAAGAUAAGAGACCAAAAUCAAAUCGAAAGGCAUUUUAUCAGUAA